Messenger RNA from Acanthaster planci (crown-of-thorns starfish), 6050 nucleotides. RefSeq lists its product as uncharacterized. The record is from RefSeq and is a predicted model, not a curated record. Gene Ontology annotation, biological process: adenylate cyclase-activating G protein-coupled receptor signaling pathway; hormone-mediated signaling pathway; activation of adenylate cyclase activity. Gene Ontology annotation, molecular function: protein binding; G protein-coupled peptide receptor activity. Gene Ontology annotation, cellular component: plasma membrane. NCBI's taxonomy places the organism in Eukaryota, Metazoa, Echinodermata, Asteroidea, Valvatida, Acanthasteridae.
AAAUAAAUAAAAGGGGUCGGUCCAAUUCACAUUAUGGAGUCAUCCAGUCGCCUUCCCUCAGAUGUUCCUUGCAUGAUGGCAAUCCGCGCAACUCCUCGGCGUGUUAUUUGGCAUAGAUGAAGGUCGCGUGAGCUCCGCUGUGAUACAGUCAAGACGAGUAAAACAACCCACAAGAAUACGCACUGCUGGGCAAACCACGUCGUUUUCACGUUGGAAAGGGGUGACUUCAUAAUGGGUCGCUGUGGUGUGUCCCUGCUUAUUUUGCUCACCUUGGUGACUGUUUGCGCCUUUUCAAAUGCAGAGUUAUCUCGUGCUUGUACUGACGUGCCUCUGAGGGAUGCAAACCAUACCAAGAUGAUAUCAUCAACAGCCAGAAAUCUGCUGGACCAGUCCUUCGGCCAGUUCCUUGUCUACUGUUGGAAUGUUACAGUUGUAGAAAGGAUGAGGUUGAAGGCGACGUGUCAAUUCCAUAGGACCUGGCCCCGGUCCAUUUUCUUUAUGGUGUCUGAUGGCGCCCAACAAGGCCCAGGGUAUUACGUCUACAGUGAAUACUUUCCAGAAGAAAUUUUUACCAUGACACAGCAGCUUUCAUUAUACUUCUUCCUGGCAAACACUCUCCAGUCGGUUUCAUGCAAGGUUCAACCUGAUCAAGACAAUUCCGAUUUGAUUUGUGGUGACAGACACAUCCUCCUGAACGAUCAGCACCAUCUUAUCUUCUCCAUACCGACCAAUCACGUAUCUUUUGACUGCAAGUGGUUGGUGACCACUCGCUCCCAACAGCGGGGGACAUUCGUCUUGUUCCUCGAUCUACUGUCUCUGAGUCUGACCUACUACCAAAAGUUGUCUUUUGGAAGUGGACACAACGAACAGAACCGCUCCACCUUGGUCAAAGAAAUCGACAAAUACACGUUUAACAGCGAGAACGGCACGUCCUAUUUCUUCUUCCAGGAAAAUCUUUGGAUUUCGCUCUCAUCCACUUUUUAUCCCGGCUACGAUGAAGUCCAGACACUAUUGAUUCGUCUAAAGGUGAAGAACUGCACCAGUAGUGCAGUUCAGUGUAGCCCAGGACAAGUGCUUUGCUCAAUCGACUCCAAAUGCAUAUCUCAACGCAGCAUGUGUGAUGGUAUUGCCCAGUGUUCGGAUUACAUGGACGAAGGCGGUGAAUGUGAUUACUGUGGUGCAUCAAAAGUCGUUUUGGGUAUUGACGAGUCGCUCACCAUACUUGCCAACGCAACUGUUGGCCCUUUCUCACGUUAUUUUAUCGGAUUCUACGCAAUAUAUCCCGGAACACAAGUUCCGGGUAAUUUUUCGUCCGAUGGGGUCAUCGUGACUCAAUACAAAGAGGAGCCAAUGCUAUUUGAGUGCGUCUGGCGACUGACUGCACCAAACGGAACCCGAAUCCGGACCAAAGUGGAGAAAUUUAAAGGGAGUGGUGUCGUUCUGAAGGAAGGAAACGGCGUUCAUGUAGUCGGCGGGGUGCCUAUUCUCGUGAAGAAUUCAUCAUUCAAAACGAUUUCGUCACCUAUUGAGGUCUUAUCUUCAGACCAGAAAGUGUGGUUGACCCUUGGCCUGUUACGCAGUUCUGGAUACCUUUAUGAAAUGAAGCUUGUCUUCACAUCGCACAACGUAACAGACUGUGAAAUGAACGAAUACGCAUGUCCGUCUGGUCUUGGUUGCCUAAAAAAUGCAUCCCACGAAUGUGACGGCGAUAGACAAUGCCCCGGGUACGGAGACGAACUUGGUUGUGGCCUUUGCAAGGAUCAGUACUUGGAGUGUGCAUCAACAAGAGAAUGUGUUCCGCGCUACAAAAUAUGCAACGGCAUUGCUGACUGCAGCGACUUUUAUGAUGAAUUCCAGUGUGGUUACUGCGGAAAUGAGACCAUUGACACUUGGCCCCAAGUCAGCCACGUGAUUGAGCACAGCGAUGCCAAUAUAGAGUGCCUCUGGACCGUCAUCUCUGAGGUGGGAACUAAAAUUCAAGCCAGGAUCAGCGAGUUCCCGAGAGGUUGCUGCGUGACCUUCAGCAUAAGCUCUCGUCAACAUGGGGGUUUCCACAACAGUGAAGUCAUACGAACCGUAGACAGUGUUUUUUCCAACGGAAAGACUGUCUUCCCGACCUCCAUUAGUUCUAAUAAUUCAGUCAUGUGGAUAGCUAAGAAGUGUUUCCAGUAUAGCUAUUCAGAUUUGUUGUCAAUUUAUGUGCAUCAGUACAACGACACAGAAUGUCUCCCAAAUGAGGUGUUGUGCUCCUCUGGGGUCGCUUGCGUUCUAGGAACUGCUGUAUGUGACGGUUUGGCAGACUGUCCAGAGCAUUCGGAUGAAAUCGGUUGCGGUAACUGUUCCAGCAGCGAGUUUAUCUGCCGGUCGGGGGCGCAGUGCGUGUCGAGUGACCGUAUCUGCGAUGGCACCACUGACUGCAGGGACUUCUCGGACGAAUUUGAUUGUGGUCCUUGUGGGGAAAGCGUUUUUGACUUAUCGCUCAACACAUCUUGGAACAUCACCUCGCCCGGAUGGCCCGUUGACAUGUACCCUAAUAAAAUGCAUUGUUUGUGGUUGAUAAUGGCCGAAGAGGGAUACCGCGUCGUUAUGACGUUUUGCGAAUUCCAAACUGAGGAAGGAUAUGAUCUUUUACAUUUUGGUGGUGGUGGAUUCAGUGACAACUUUUUUCCAGUUAGUGGUCAAUAUUUCCCAAUUAGUGCUGCGUCCAAUAGAAGCACCAUGUACGUGAAGUUUACUUCCGAUCUGCUUGUGAGAAAGAAAGGUUUCCUGCUGUAUGUGGAGCAAAAGCCGGCAAACACAGUUCGGUGCGGAAAAGACGAAGUUCCUUGCAAAUCUGACGACCUGGUCUGCGUUAAGAACGACACGUCCGAGAGAGGCAGACCAGUUUGCUCUCAGGGUGUAUGUGGCUGGCGACGUUAUCAGAUAGGGACCCAUCCGCAGCCAUUAGGAUCGCCAGGUUAUCCGUCCAGUUACCCUGUGGAUGUUCACUGUAUCUGGGAGAUCACGGCUAGGAAAUCGGAUUCGAUACUAUUGUCGAUCCAAAAAUUUGAGACCGAAAGGAACCGUGACAAGGUGUUGCUUUUCAGCAGUUCAAGUUCGGAGAAAAACGUGUCUUUCGAACUCGACGGGACGACCAAAUUACGACACAUCCAGUUUAAUACCACGACACUCGAAAUUCAUUUUACGUCCGAUUCAUCUGUCACGGCAAGUGGGUUCUCUUUCAUGCUGUUUGGAAAUAACUCGGCAACCGAUAAAACCUGCCGGGCCAAAUACCUCUUUGACUGCGGUGACGGGUCGUGUCUCUCGCUUGAUGCUCGUUGCGACGGCUUCAAAGACUGUCAGAUUGACGGACGAGACGAAGCAAACUGCGAAUCUGUUUCCUGCCCAGAUUUCUUCUCCUGUAACGACUCAAAAACGUGUAUCUACUGGCCUAUGGUCUGCGACGGUAUCCCAAACUGCCCAAAUAGACAUGAUGAGGUCGAAUGGGUGUGCGAAAGUAGUCGAUGUCCCUCUGAGUGCGAGUGCUCGACAAAGAACGAUAUUUAUUCCGCUACUUGCACAAACGGCUGGAAUGAGUCAACUAUCCAGCGCAUAGCCACAAGAGUAAAGCGCAUUUUUCUGUCUGAUGGUAACAUCAGUGCUCUGGAACCAGGACUAUUCAAAAGAUUUUCUGAUUUAAGAGUGCUACGUGUGAUCAACAGCAGCAUUAGAAGUAUUACACCUGGCGCGUUUGACGGACUGCAAAAUCUAACUUUCUUAGACAUCUCUGGCAACCACAUCACCCGUUUUGAUGCUGACUGGUUUAACGAGCUGCAGAAUCUAAAGCACCUAGCUGUGUGCCAUAUGCCGGUGGAAACAAUAGGAAACGGAGCAUUUAACGGCUUGAAACAACUGCGGACGAUGAUACUAAUCCGAGGUGAAUCGGCCCCCAAAACCUCAGUUGAAGUUGAGAAGAACGCAGUGACUGAUUUAAUGAACCUUGAAACACUGUAUGUAGAUGACCACCGUCUGUGCUGUGGGUUUAUUGAGUUCCUGACGCAUUUCCAUGUGAACAACUGUAAGACUACUGAGGUCCAGCCUCCUCUAAAUCUGUGUGGAAGUCUGAUGCGUAACAACCUCCUUCGUGUUGCUAUGUGGACUCUGGGUCUAAGCGCUCUCAUCGGCAACGCACUGGUCAUUAUUUGGAGGUGUUGCCAGGGCAAAGAAAAUGGCGAGAAGAAGACACACUCUUUGUUUGUUCUCAACUUGGCAAUUUCGGAUCUGAUGAUGGGUGUGUACAUGCUGAUCAUCGCUGGGGCUGACGUGUCUUUUGGUGCGGAUUACUCCCGCACAGCGAGCGAGUGGCGGUCUAGUGUCGUCUGCAAGGUAGCAGGUGUUCUCUCUGUUCUGUCCAGCGAGGCUUCUGUGUUCUUCGUCACCCUCAUUAGUGUCAGUUGUUGCUUCUCCAUCAUGUUCCCCUUCAGUCGGACACGGAUCGGGGAGAAAUCAGCCACCUUCCUGGUGACUACCAUUUGGAUGGCCGCAGCCGGCCUCAGCAUCGGACCCACCGUCUUUAUCGAUUCCAAUUCUUCAGAGGUCUACGGCCUGUCCGAUGUUUGUAUCGGUCUACCCUUGACCACUAUCCCCAAGAGUUACAUGAUCCAAGAGCAUAACCUCGGUGAUGCAAUCAUGCCCGACACCAUAUCGAUCCCUGUUGGACAAGGAAAGCAGCCUGCCUGGAUUUAUCCCAUCGUUCUCUUUCUUGGCGUUAACUUACUGUGUUUCCUAGUUGUGUUCGGCUGCUACGUCGCCAUCUUCGUCAAGGUCAAGCGCACGGUCAAAAGGGUUAGGAGGAUGACCCACCGCAAUCAGGAGAUCAAGGUGGCCCUCAAAAUGGCGCUGAUAGUCGGUACAGACUUUGCCUGCUGGAUGCCGGUGAUCAUCCUGGGAAUCCUGUCGCAGACCGGGGUGAUGGACAUCGGCCCUGAUAUCUAUGCCUGGAUUGUGGUUUUCAUCCUACCAAUCAACUCGUCUCUCAAUCCGUAUUUGUACACCGUGUACACCGCGGUGGUGAGUCGCCGUCAAAAUUUGAACUCGGUGAAAUCCCAGCUAGGGAGCGAAAUGAAGACAAGGUCGUUAGAGACAAUUAGCUCGAGUGUGUACGACUUUAAGCAAUCCUAAAUUCCUUCAACUCUAACAAGCCCUUAUCAGAUGUUUAUUAUGAAAAAACCCAAUGAAUCACACAGCAGCAAAUAGGUUAUUGUUUACAAUGCACUGGCAGUUUUUUGUUGAGAGAUAAGGUAUCAGUAGGCUUAUUUAUAGAUAAUACCAUCGUGACAGUCACAUACCUUCUGGAGACUCACAAAAUCUGUUUUCGGAGCAUGCAUAGUUGUGAUGUAAAAGACAAUCUCAAGUAAAUACCAUUGAACAGUUUUGACACACCGGUGGCCGUUGCACAGAUGAACUGGAGACACAUUACAGAUGGGAGAUGAGUUUUACUGUGUGGAAGAGCCGCCAUGUACCACCAUGCCUACAUGGUCUAUGCAUGGAUAUAAAAUAUUCACCUGUCGUCCUAGACUUAAUCUUUAGCUUUAGUCGCUGUACUGUUAAAGCCAUAGGCAUAGGUCAGUUAGGUAUUUUAGCAACAUUACAUGUGAACACAUACGUUUUUUAUUGCCGGAUUUUUGUGGUCGACCCAUAUGUGGGAAGUUGUAUUAAUUACAGAGACGCAUGCUCUUAAGUGUAAUUUUAUGUUCAAUACGGGCGAUUCACAAAAGUGCACCUCCAAAAGUUUGCCGCGCCUUAGCCAAUCAUAAUGCACGAAAUCUGUCGCCCCUUUCCAAAAGCGUAUUAGGUUGACAGAUUUCGCGCAUUAUGAUAGGCCAGUUCGUUACAAACUCUUGGAGGCGCACUCUUGUGAAACGUCCGUAUUGAAAUUUCUUUAAAUUUUCAAUUCAUUAAAAUAAUUAAUGUUUUAUCAAGUGUGGAACAAGUGGGAAGUUGUUUUAGUUUAAAAAGUACACUUGCUUUUACGUGUGAAAUAUUGUAUUUUUUUGUCUCACUGUUCAAUA